UCUGCUCCAGCUGCGCCCUACCCCCUCUCUUUUGUUAUGGGAACACCUGCUCGCCCUGAGGCCCGCCUUCGGGGUGGUGCCAUUUGGUCCCGCCCCCCGUACUUUCGACUUCCGCUCGGGGAACGGCUGCUUCCGGUCCGUGGCGCGUUGCCCGGCGAGAUGGCGGCUCAGCAGCCCCUGCGGGUGUUGGCCCUGGCCGGCUUCCGGCAGAGCGAGCGGGGCUUCCGCGAGAAGACUGGAGCGCUGAGGAAGGCGCUGCGGGGCCGCGCCGAGCUCGUGUGCCUCAGCGGCCCGCACCUGGUCUCGGGUGCCGUGGGCUCCGAGGGCGCUGGGCCGGACUCCGAGCCCUGCCUUCCGCCGGAGGAGCAGCCUCGAGGCUGGUGGUUUUCAGAACAGGAGGCAGACGUUUUCAACGCCCUGAGCCAGCCCACGGUAUGCAGAGGUCUGGAGGAAGCCUUGGGAACCGUGGCACAGGCACUGAAGAGACUGGGGCCUUUUGACGGGCUCCUUGGUUUCAGCCAGGGAGCUGCGUUAGCAGCCCUUGUGUGUGCCCUUGGCCAGGCAGGCGAUGCCCGCUUCCCCUUGCCAAAGUUUAUCAUCCUGGUAUCUGGUUUCUGCCCCCGAGGCCUUGGACCCGAGGAAUCCGUCCUGCAGGGCCCCUUGUCACUGCCGUCACUCCAUGUUUUUGGAGACAGCGUCAUCCCCUCUCAGGAAAGUAUGCAGCUGGCUAGCCGAUUCACUGGAGCCAUCACACUCACCCACCCUGGUGGUCACUUCAUUCCAGUAGCUGCAGCCCAGCGCCAGGCCUACCUCAAUUUCUUGGACCAGUUAACAGAGUGAGAAAUCAACAAAUGUCUCUGCCCCUAAUCCCUCACCCCCACAUGACCUUGGGGCAGCCUCUGUAAUCAGUCCUCUUUUCCCCCCACCCUGCGAGCUCAACCGCUGUUAGUGUUUAUCACCAUCACCAAUUAAGAGACAAGUAUCAGUAAUUAAGGCUCAAAUUAUAAGAAGCCCAGCUCUACACUCAAGAAAAAAAAGGGGGGGGAUUAGGAGGCCUUAGUGGACAUUGGCAUCUGAUACUCCAACAUGAAAAAGGCCGGUGGACCCCCGGAUGAGUGGAGGGUAAAAUGGGAAAAGCAAGGGCUGGCAGUGUGGCAGCCACAUAAUAAAGUGGUGAUUGUGAUUUUGAGCAUCCUUUUCCUCAUACAGAAAAACCCAUUUUGUAACAGAAGUCUGGAUUCCUGCCCAUCCACACAGCCUCCAGGGCAGCACCACACAGGGAAGUGUUUCUAGUUUUAAGCCCCCAGGGCAAGCUCAUGUCUGCACACAUUUGGUAGCAGUCUCAAGCCCCAAGCUGAAGGAAAGGAGGCCUUGGUGGCUGAGUGGGAAGAAUUUACCUCUGAGCAGUUUUGGGAUGAGAGCACCUGGCAAGCUUCUUGUCUGGCCUCCACUGAGUUAGGCUUCCUCUGUCCUGACUGUUGAGGGCUGUAUGCUGGCCUUCUGUCAAGCUCUUGGCUUCUUGAGUUCUCUGCUUUCUCCUCCAGAACUGCUUUAGUCCCUCUGAACUAUAAGUUUCAAGUGUGGGGUGGUGCUAGACCUUGGGUAGAGGCCCAGGACCACACAGAAGAAACCCUUUAGCAAAUUGCCCAGAAACAGAGUUUCUGGGGCUGAUGCUACUCUGUAGUGAUCCAUCCAAGGCCUAA
Messenger RNA from Nyctereutes procyonoides (raccoon dog), 1703 nucleotides. RefSeq names its product OVCA2 serine hydrolase domain containing (gene OVCA2). Gene Ontology annotation, cellular component: cytoplasm; nucleus. NCBI's taxonomy places the organism in Eukaryota, Metazoa, Chordata, Mammalia, Carnivora, Canidae. Gene Ontology annotation, biological process: response to retinoic acid. The record is from RefSeq and is a predicted model, not a curated record.